Messenger RNA from Cannabis sativa, 1707 nucleotides. RefSeq names its product probable protein phosphatase 2C 59. The record is from RefSeq and is a predicted model, not a curated record. Gene Ontology annotation, cellular component: cytosol; nucleus. The transcript has 9 exons. Gene Ontology annotation, molecular function: protein serine/threonine phosphatase activity; cation binding. Gene Ontology annotation, biological process: protein dephosphorylation. The coding region runs from base 381 to 1250 and encodes 289 amino acids. NCBI's taxonomy places the organism in Eukaryota, Viridiplantae, Streptophyta, Magnoliopsida, Rosales, Cannabaceae.
UCCCUUUUUUAUUUUAAAUUAAAAACCAAAACCAGAAAUCGAAUCCCUUUCUCUUUCUCUCUCUAGAAAUUCCCUCUUUCUCUCUCUCUCUUGAAAAGGCUCUUUUCAUCUCACUUCGUUCCAAUCUCUGAUCUUUUUCUCGGCCAUUUUCAUCUGCAGGUCAGUUAGUGAGUCAGAAAAAUUGGGGUUUUCGAUCAUGAAUACGUAAUGAUUCUUGGUUUGUUUGUUAUUAAUAUUCCAAAAUAGGUCAUAUUAUCGUCAAAUUUGUCUAUAUAGCAACAGCAGCAGUUGUUGUUUUUGUAGCUAUAGGAUUUCGUUUUCUGAUUUUGACCAAGGAAAAAAGAGCUGCUGGGCAAUCUGGGAAUCCAUACAAUAAUAACAUGGGUUAUCUUAAUUCGGUUCUUUCUUCUUCAAGCCAAGUUCAUGCUGAUGAUGCACCUGUGAGCGGCGGUGGUCUCAGUCAGAAUGGAAAAUUCAGUUAUGGAUAUGCUAGCUCUCCUGGGAAAAGGUCUUCAAUGGAAGAUUUCUACGAGACAAGAAUUGAUGGUGUGGAGGGGGAAAUUGUUGGUCUCUUUGGUGUUUUUGAUGGUCAUGGUGGUGCUCGUGCAGCUGAAUACGUGAAGCAGAAUCUUUUUAGUAAUUUGAUCAGCCAUCCAAAGUUUAUUUCCGACACAAAAUCUGCUAUAGCUGAUGCAUACAACCAUACCGACUCUGAAUUUCUGAAGUCAGAAAAUAAUCAGAACAGAGAUGCUGGAUCAACUGCUUCUACUGCCAUCCUAGUUGGUGACCGUUUGCUUGUUGCAAAUGUUGGGGAUUCGAGAGCUGUAAUUUGCAGGGGUGGUAAUGCAAUUGCUGUUUCAAGGGAUCACAAGCCAGACCAGACUGAUGAGAGGCAAAGAAUUGAGGAAGCAGGAGGAUUUGUCAUGUGGGCUGGAACCUGGAGAGUCGGAGGUGUUCUUGCUGUUUCUCGUGCCUUUGGUGACAGGCUAUUGAAGCAAUAUGUUGUUGCUGAUCCAGAAAUUCAGGAAGAAAAGAUUGAUAGUUCACUCGAGUUCCUUAUUCUUGCUAGUGAUGGAUUAUGGGAUGUUGUCACAAAUGAGGAGGCUGUUGCAAUGAUUAAACCAAUCCAAGAUCCAAAGCAAGCUGCUGAGAGACUGAUGCAAGAAGCAUACCAAAGAGGUAGUGCCGAUAACAUCACCUGCGUUGUUGUUCGUUUCUUUACCAAUAAUAACCAAGAAGGUUCGUCUUGAAGUAGUAGUAGUAGUACUACCGACCGAGUGAGAGAGUGAGAGCACCCCUUUUCUUUGCUGCAAAGCAUAUUUGAUUUCCUGCUAAGAUUGUUAGAAUGGGUGCGCUUUGCUGCUAAUAAAAUUCAUUGCUAGAAAAGUUUUAGCAAAAAUCUAUGUGAUGAUAGAAUAGUAUUUGUAUAAGGAUAGAGGCUCGAUCGAAAAACAAAAAACAAACCAAAAAAAAAAAAACACUAAACAAUUUACUACUACUAGUAAGUACUACCCUGCUAAUGUGUAUUUACGCUUCUUUCAAAUUCACUUUAAGUCCCUCUAGCAAUAGAGAAUUAAUUGUAUUUUUAGUCUACUUUCAUUCUGUAUUUGGGUUUUUUUCUACUAAGUGUAGCUGAAAUAUAUAUAUGUAUUUGUUUGUUAUGUAAAGAGGCUUACGUAUGACUAAAAUUCCCAGUUCUCAUUGUUA